CGAGGAGACUGCGCGAGCACUGCAGAAGAGACGCACUGAGAACAACAGGAGCUAGGACUCGCGCUCAGACAGCAUCUCUGUUGCCUAGUGUUUAACGGAGAUGCCCGGACACAGACCGCAAGUGCAGUUUAUAGAAUAUCAGUUGAUAAAAUCUGGUUGUAUUGACGACUUGGUAUCAAUUGUGUUUUUGAUAACUAAUCAGUAGCUUGUAACAAAGUGCAGAGCUGUGAGUUGUCGCUACUUUAACCUAAAGGAUACAACAUCUUUAUUGACGAUGGUAAUACAUAAGGUCCUGCUCUAGUCGCCCCUCAUAGCCCUCCCCAUCUCUCUGAUGACCCCAUUCCCUGACCCCUGUCCCCUGUUCGUGACCCUGUACCCUGUACCCUAACCCUGUCCGUAACUCCUGACCCUGUCCCCUGUUCCUGACCCCUGUCCCAGUCAUGGCGGCCGGCAGGAGUGGUCCCGAGGAUCAGAUUGCUGGCAUGUACGAGCUGGACCGAACGCUAGGUAAAGGCCAUUUUGCUGUGGUCAAACUGGCACGACACGUCGUCACUGGCCUGCUGGUGGCCAUCAAGGUAAUCGACAAGACCAAGCUGGACGCCAUGGCGACAGGCCACCUCUUACAAGAAGUGCGCUGCAUGAAGCUGGUGCAGCACCCCAACGUGGUGCGCCUGUACGAGGUGAUUGACACGCCCUGCAGGCUGUACCUCAUCCUGGAGCUGGGCGACGGGGGGGACCUGUAUGACUACAUCCAGCGCCACGAGGGAGGCGUGGCCGAGGGCAUGGCCAGGGUAUUGUUUGCCCAGAUCGUACGCGCCGUGGCCUACUGUCACCGUCUGCACGUGGUGCACCGUGACCUCAAGCCAGAGAAUGUGGUGCUCUUCAACCAGCAGAGGGUCAAGAUCACAGACUUCGGCUUCAGCAACCUCUUCCAGCCCGGCGCCAUGCUGAGCACCAGCUGUGGAUCCCUGGCCUACUCUGCCCCCGAGAUCCUUCUGGGGGAGGCCUACGAUGCCCCAUCCGUGGACAUCUGGUCGCUGGGGGUGAUUCUAUACAUGUUGGUGUGUGGUCACCCCCCCUUCCAGGAGGCCAAUGACAGCGAGACGCUCAUCAGGAUCAUGGACUGUCGCUAUGCCAUGCCCACACACGUCUCACAACGCUGCCAAGAUCUCAUCUCCAGGAUGCUCCAGAGAGCGCCGUGCCAGCGGGCACCCCUGCAGGAGAUCGAGGGUCACCCCUGGCUGCAGGGUGUGGACCCAGCCCCCCAUGGCUCCUCCAGCCCCCUCUCCUCCCACCUCAGCUUGACCCCAGAGGAGCACCAGUCCAUCCUGCAUGCCAUGGUCAGCCGACACAUCGCUGACCAGGACACCAUCCAACAGGCAUUGGAGGCUGAUCUCUACAACCACAUCACAGCUACCUACUAUCUGCUAGGGGAGCGUAUCCUUGGAGACAAGGAAGACCGGCCACCUCAGCUGUCACAGACCCCUCUGGUACCGUCCCUGGGUCUGCAGGACAGGGGGUUCCACCAUGGGGCUGUCAGAGGGGCGCUGCCUGCUGGCUCUGCCCACAGGGGAGCGUCUGAGUCUUGGAAACUUCUCGCCGCGAGGCCCCUGCUUCAAACAGGCCGUCCAGAGAACCCUCUGUCUGAGUACACCCCUGUACCCUGUCAAGUUCUCUCUCUGCACCCAACCCCCCCCAACCCCCCUGAUCCCCCCCUCAAGAGUCUGGGAGCCCUGCGGCUGAUCUGUGAGGAAGAGGAGGAGGAGGAAGAAGAAGAAAUAGAAGAAAAGGAAGAGGCUCAAUUGCUCAGACAGGGCUUGCUGUCCAGUACAGUGCAGACAACACAGGCUGUGCCUACCUCCUCAGAUCCAGGGGGUUCUGGGGGGCCGCAGAGUCCCGCUAGACCAGCCCUUGUCCAGGAAGAGGGAGCAGGACAGCUGGGGGCUCUGGAGGGAAGCCCGAAUGAAGAGGUGGAUACUGUGGUCAUGAGGAAGGAACAGGAAGAGAUGGAGGACCAGAAGGAGCAGAAAGAAGAGUACACGAUGGAAGAAGAGGAUAGUCAGAACAGGGAAGAGGAUGAUCUACAUGAGCCAGCAGUACAGGAACAGAAAAUGAUGCGAUCUGAGCUUGUAUCCAUGUCUGACACAUCUGAGCCACUGAAGGUGAAGUCAGGCAACCAUGUUACUGCUGAUCAGCGAAUCAGUGGGGUGGACAACCAGGUUCACACAGUGGUAGACUCGCCCCCACCAUCACCCUGUCUCGAAGGGGUGGUGCAGUGUUGCCGGGGGAAACGGGAAAUGCCUAAUUGGGAUCCCAGUUCUGGCGUUCUGGAGAACAACAACAACACAGCGGCCAAGCUCAGCCAGAGCUGUUUCCUCUCCAGCAACGACUGUGUGGACCUGGGCCCAGAUGGGGUGGAGGCACGUAGGGUGGCGGUGCCCAGCACCGAGGGGGAGGAGGGAGGUAACACAGAGAAAGGGCUCCACCUGGCGAGGUCUGACUACCAAAAUGCACCUCCGGACAUGUGUGUGGCAAAAGAGGCGGGCUGUGAGGCGCCACUGAGGGUGGAACCUGGGAAAGGGAAGAAGCUAAGAGAACGGCUGCUGAAGCUCCCGUUGUGUGAGAAGGCCCUUUCCUUCAACAUCCAGCCCACCUCCAAGGAGAAGCUGCUGCCCUUUGCCCAGUACAACUGCUGUCAUGUCCUUUAGGUGUUGGGCUGGUCUGAUCUGGUCUGGUUUGGGCUGGUCUGAUCUGGUCUGGGCCGGGGUGUGCUGGCCUGCCUGCCUGGGAACUACUUUUUUAACUUGAUCAAAACUCCUGUAUUGAAAUAAGCUAUUGGAAUAGAAACAAGUGUAAAUGGUAUUGACCGCUUAAAACCACUACUGUGAAUGGUAUUGACAGGAAUUUAUGAUCUGUUACCUGGACCUCGACUCCUUUCACUGUGGAAUAGAAUUCAUAGAAUUACUGAGAGUUUUGACAUUCUCCUUCUGUCUGGCUGUGUGUGUAAGUGUGUGUGUAUGUGUGUGUGGAGAUUUGGCAGGUAUACUUUUUUCAACUCCAGCACAAGAUGCCCUGCUUACCUUGCUACCUGAACUUCAUCACAACGGACCGUGGAAAAGAGAAACAGUUCUCAAAGCUCCAUAAAGUUCAUAAAGUCUCAACAUUCUACUUGAACUUCAUUCUACUGUGACCUCACCGGCUUGGUGUUCUACCCCCUAACCGGGUUAGCCCCUCCUCUCUUAACUUAGGCUGGACUUGCUGCUCCUCCUCCGAGAAACCUAAGGGUUAGGGUUGAGCCCCACACCCACAUCUUCGGCCUUAGAUAGCAACCUGAACCAAAACACAUUUUGCAGGCAGAAUAUGUGGAAACCUGUAAUCUGACAUUACUGGUCUACUGGCCUGACAUUCCUGGAAUCCAGUGGUGUCACUGCAGGCCAAUAGUAAUAAUAAUAACGUGUCCACUUAGCAGACACUUUUAUUCAAAGCAACAUACAAGAGGGAUUUGAACUUGCUACCACUUGAUCUGCAGUAAUAUUCUCUACCACUGAGCUAUACCCAUCCCCAUGCUCUACCACUGAGCUAUACCCAUCCCCAUGCUCUACCACUGAGCUCUACCCAUCCCCAUGUUCUACCACUGAGCUAUACCCAUCCCCAUGCUCUACCACUGAGCUAUACCCAUCCCCAUGCUCUACCACUGAGCUAUACCCAUCCCCAUGCUCUACCACUGAGCUAUACCCAUCCCCAUGCUCUACCACUGAGCUAUACCCAUCCCCAUGUUCUACCACUGAGCUAUACCCAUCCCCAUGCUCUACCACUGAGCUAUUUACAUUUAGUCAUUUAGCAGACGCUCUUAUCCAGAGCGACUUAGAGUAAGUACAGGGACAUUCCCCCCGAAGCAAGUAGGGUGAAGUGCCUUGCCCAAGGACACAACGUAAUUUGACACGGCUGGGAAUCGAACUGGCAACCUUCAGAUUACUAGCCCGACUCCCUCACCACUCAGCCAUCUGACUCCAGCUAUACCCAUCCCCGUGCUCUACCACUGAGCUAUACCCAUCCCCGUGCUCUACCACUGAGCUAUACCCAUCCCCGUGUUCUACCACUGAGCUAUACCCAUCCCCGUGUUCUACCACUGAGCUAUACCCAUCCCCAUGCUCUACCACUGAGCUCUACCCAUCCCCAUGCUCUACCACUGAGCUAUACCCAUCCCCAUGCUCUACCACUGAGCUCUACCCACAUUAAUAAAAAUACUCACUCUUCCCAUGUCCAAUUUUCAACUAUAUUUAACAAACUAUAUUUUAUGUAAAUAUACACAUUUAAAGUAUAUGUAAUUAUAUAAAUAACAUAUAUAAAAUACAUGUAAUUUUUGUACAUAAUUUGUUACAUUUUAACCGUAACCCUAUGUAAAUUAUUAUUAUAUGUAAUUAUUUAAAUAUUUGAUGUGAAAAUGUUACACAUAACUGAACUCAUUGUUAUGGGUGUACUGCGAACCUAAUCCCAAACAGGACAGACUCCUAAUCCUAACCAAAGUUCACGUUUUAUCUGAAAGAGAUUGACUAUGGUAUGAUGACUAUAUGAAUAUGAUAUGAUGACUCUAUGACUGUGAUAUGAUGACUAUAUGACUAUGAUAAAUUUCAGGUCUUAUAUUUACUAUGGAUAUGCAGGUCUUCUUCAUUAUAUAAAUAUACUUUUGUAGACAAAAUCUUGAAUCCCUUUCUUUUGAAAUGCUAUUGAAGCCUUUUAUUAUAUUAGAAAACAUUGUGUUUUGACCAGCAGAGAUAGUUUGAAGCUGCAUACUUGGUUAAUAUUCUACACAUAACUAUUUAAUCCUAUAAGCAAUUAUGAUAAUGAUGAGACACAAACCUUAUGUUAUCUAUAUAGUAUAUAUUUCUCUGUGGGCAUCUCUUCAAACAAGCUGUCUCCCUGAAUGCAGAUCUUGCUAGGACCUGACUAGGGAUGUAUAGUAUCAUGUACGGUAUGACACAAA
Messenger RNA from Osmerus eperlanus (European smelt), 4984 nucleotides. RefSeq names its product SNF related kinase b (gene snrkb). Bases 441 to 2708 code for a protein of 755 amino acids. Gene Ontology annotation, molecular function: ATP binding; protein serine/threonine kinase activity. Gene Ontology annotation, biological process: protein phosphorylation; intracellular signal transduction. The transcript is spliced from 7 exons. Gene Ontology annotation, cellular component: cytoplasm. Lineage: Eukaryota; Metazoa; Chordata; Actinopteri; Osmeriformes; Osmeridae. The record is from RefSeq and is a predicted model, not a curated record.